Molecule: messenger RNA, 633 nt
Organism: Anopheles darlingi
Lineage: Eukaryota; Metazoa; Arthropoda; Insecta; Diptera; Culicidae
Product: chymotrypsin BI-like
Exons: 2
Coding region: 1-633 (210 amino acids)
Biological process (GO): proteolysis
Molecular function (GO): serine-type endopeptidase activity
Source: RefSeq, a predicted model, not a curated record
AUGAAAACCUUCGUGCUUCUAGUUGCCUUGUUUGCUGUCGCCAGCGCGGAAUGGAUCGACAUCGAUUGGUCCAAGGUGCGCCCGAUCGAGGAGUUCGAUCACUACUGGGCUCGUCUGCCGGCGGAAAUGCAGAUCUACCGUCACGCUAGACCAUCGCACCGUGUCGUCGGAGGACAGGAGGCGACUCCCGGCCAGUUCCCGUACCAGAUUGCUCUGCUGAGCGAGUUCAUCAUUUCAUCUGGACUGUGCGGAGGUUCCGUCUUGACCAACAACUUCAUCCUGACCGCUGCUCACGGUUUCGGUCGUACCUCGGACGCUUCAACGGCUGUCUCGCCAGUUGUGAUGUUCACCUCUAACCCAGUGAUGACGGAAGCGGACUGUAUUGCUCAAUGGAAUAACGUUCUGAUUGAGCCUCAGAACGUGUGCAUGAGCGGAGAAGGCGGUCGCUCUGCCUGCAACGGAGACUCUGGUGGCCCCCUGGCUGUCCAGGAUGGUGGUGCCAGCCUUCAGAUCGGUAUUGUGUCCUUCGGAUCCGCUGGCGGCUGUGCCAUUGGCAUGCCAUCAGUGUACGCCCGCGUGUCUCACUUCCUGGCAUGGAUUGAGGAGACCUCGGACUUCGUUGCCAAUCCCUAA